GUGGCUGGCCAUCGCUGCCCUUCACGACCUGGGUGCCAUGCCUUGCUGGCGCAGGGCUUCCAACGACAGGUCGACAGAGGACAGCCCUGCACGCGCGCACGAAGGUAGUUGAAGAUCUGAACGACCUCACUGUUGUGGAGCUGCGCGAAAGACUGCGUCAACUGUCUCUUCCUGUAUCCGGAAAGAAGAGGGAGCUCAUCGAGCGGAUUCUGGCCGCGGAGACUGAAGAACGGUAUCAGGACGAGCACCAGGCUGCAGAGGGUGACGAGCAAGCAGCGGGACCUGCUGCGUCACAAUACUUGCAGAUGAAGGUGGCCCACCUCAAAGCGGCGCUCCGCGAGCGUGGUUUGCCGGUCUCGGGGCGCAAGGCGGUGCUCGCCGCGCGACUGGAGGCAGCUGAUGCGUCGCCACCACUCGCCAAAGCUUUGGAGAGUGAGGCGGUGGAUGCGAAGGUGUUGAAGCCGGGUGAGGUAUCUUUGGAGAGCCUCCGCGUGGGCCAAAAGAUCCACGGGUCGGUGCGCCGGCUAUCAAGGUGGGGAGCUUUCGUUGACAUAGGCCUCGAGUCAACUUGUUUGAUGCGAAUUUCGCGAAUGGCUGAACGCUUCCUCAACGAUGCCAGCGAGGUAGUUUCCGUGGGACAGGAGGUGGAUGUGUGUAUCGCAUCGCGCCAGACGGCAAAGUCGGCCUUUCCAUGA
This is a messenger RNA of Symbiodinium pilosum, 695 nucleotides long. NCBI's taxonomy places the organism in Eukaryota, Dinophyceae, Suessiales, Symbiodiniaceae. The record is from the annotation of a GenBank genome assembly.